This is a messenger RNA of Acanthoscelides obtectus, 313 nucleotides long. The record is from the annotation of a GenBank genome assembly. NCBI's taxonomy places the organism in Eukaryota, Metazoa, Arthropoda, Insecta, Coleoptera, Chrysomelidae.
GGUAAUCCCCUUGCCUUAUAAAAACCUUACCAUUCUACCCCCUUUACCCUACCUUAUACUCGGUGAAGACGGACACACAUGGAUCAAUAAUGAAUUACCACGCCUGGAACACACCUUCCUGUCAAACGAUAUAUUGGACACCAGCAACCAUUGCAUCAUCGACAUCAUCCGUCGACGACCCAAUGUAACUUGUCACGCCGUACCAGCACACCAGACCAAAACUACUGUUCAGACCCUGCCCAAUGGUCAGAUUCUGAUAAUUGUUACAAUACCAGUGGAGGCGAGAGAAAAAUGCUCGAACCUCGAAGUUAAG